This is a messenger RNA of Lycium ferocissimum, 928 nucleotides long. RefSeq lists its product as uncharacterized. The transcript is spliced from 4 exons. The record is from RefSeq and is a predicted model, not a curated record. Bases 252 to 680 code for a protein of 142 amino acids. Lineage: Eukaryota; Viridiplantae; Streptophyta; Magnoliopsida; Solanales; Solanaceae.
AAUAAAGAAACCAUAUGCCAAAGUCCCUGGAAACAUAAUUUAAUUAUGAUUUAACAGUAAGAUAAUGUUUUUGCGUUUGUUAGAGAUAAGAUUAGCAAUUUAAGGCAGGCCCCACCAUUAACCAAUUGACUAUUUUCUUCUAGUCUAGUCUAGGAUCUAUAAAAGGGACUGAGUUCUUUUAGUAGGUUUCAGUUCACAUACAAGUUGAGUGAAAUUAAGCGUCUAUUGGUUCAAUUAGCAAGAAAACAGAUAUGGGUUCUCUUAUGGCAGGUUGGGACUCCCCAGUUUCUGAUCCCCAAGCUAUGAAAUAUCGAAAAAAUAAGUCAUUAACAAAGGAAGAGAUAGAAGCAUAUUGGAGAUCCAAGAAACAGAUAGAAGAAGAGCAUCAGAGAUAUAUCUCUAUGCUAUCCCCUCAAAGCCAAAAACAGGCAAAUAUUGUAUUUGAGGAGGCAGCUAAAACAGAGCAAGAUAGAUUAAAUGAUUUGGAAAGUGAGGAGAGUUUGGAUCAACUAAUCAACAAAAAUGGAUGGUGGAUAAGUAGCAAUUGGGCACAUUUGAAUGAGCCACCAGUACUGAGAGCACCAGAAAGUGCAGCUUACAAAUACGUGUCACAAUUUCACGUUGCCAACAUGGCUACUGGAUCCAACACUGAACCCGGUCCAACCGGAAUCAACGCUUGAUCGUUUGGUUUUAGAGUUUAAACCGCUACUACUUUUGGGUUAGUUUUAUAUAUUGUAACGUAAUUUCGGAUGACAAGCUACUUUUAAUUUUGUUGUAGCUUGUGAAAGUGUGCGACUGUGUUUAUAUACAUAUAGUUAUUUGGAGUUGGUAUGAAGGUGCUAGAGCUUGUAAUUUUGAGACAUACUACUUACAUGUCUCUGUAACGUACUUUCUCGUGUUAUACGUAUAACAAAGUUUUAUUGAAGUA